UUCGAUGAAACGUAGACCGUUUUACCGACGCGGAAUUCGAAAUUCGGGCUUCACGCUAGCAUCACCUUAAUCUUAGGAAGAUGAAUGAUUCUUUUUUUUAAUAUUUACUUGUAUUAUUGAUGUUUGAGUGAAGCUAAAAGUUAAGUAUGGGAAAAACAACAAAAGUAGUUGUUUGUGGAAUGAAAGGUGUAGGCAAAACAGCAUUAUUGGAACAACUCAUAUAUGGAAACAUCACUGUCAAGACAGAAAUUCAUCCAACGAUCGAGGAUAUUUAUGUUGCUAAUAUAGAAACAGAUCGCGGUACCAAAGAAAAAGUGCGAUUUUACGACACAGCAGGACUAGAAUCUCUUCAGAGUAAUGCAAAUAAUCAGCAGCUUCCACGACAUUACCUUGGUUUUGCUGAUGGUUACAUUUUAGUUUAUGACACUGCAAAGCCAGAAUCCUUAGAUGUACUAUUUCCACUGAAGAAAGAUAUUGACAAAAAUAAAGAUAAGAAAGAAAUAACUGUGAUUGUUGUCGGAAACCGAACUAAAGCUGAAGAAGAAUCUCAUAGUCUGGAGAACACUGCAAGUAAUAUUGAUUUUACUAAUCUGCUUGAUCGACAACGUCCGUUAAAUCGUGAUUGUCUUCAAGAAAGCCCAAGCACCUGAAGAUCCUUAGUCCCAUCUCGCGUUAUUCUUCGUGCUCGAAGAGCUUUUCAGAAAAGUGCGAAGCGCGCAUAUUCAGAAAAACAAAGCUAAGAGCAUUCCGUAAACGGUAGUUAUAUACUACGG
This is a messenger RNA of Osmia bicornis bicornis, 773 nucleotides long. It is a transcript of the gene kappaB-Ras, whose product is annotated as NF-kappa-B inhibitor-interacting Ras-like protein. The transcript has 3 exons. NCBI's taxonomy places the organism in Eukaryota, Metazoa, Arthropoda, Insecta, Hymenoptera, Megachilidae. The record is from RefSeq and is a predicted model, not a curated record. Gene Ontology annotation, molecular function: GTPase activity; GTP binding. The coding region runs from base 147 to 650 and encodes 167 amino acids. Gene Ontology annotation, biological process: canonical NF-kappaB signal transduction.